AUGGCUUUCCACUUCCAGCGGCUUUGCUUCUUCCCAGCUCUUCUCGCGGUGGUUCUCCACCUCCUGCAUGGCGUCACCGGCCAACUUGUUGUGGUUGAGGAACCUAUUUCUGCUCCUCCGCCUCCAUUGGUCGACCUAGACAGUGGUUAUAGUCUUGUGCCGGCGCUGUUUGUCUUCGGAGACUCUCUCAUAGACAAUGGGAAUAACAAUAACAUACCUUCUUUUGCUAAAGCCAAUUAUUUCCCUUAUGGCAUUGAUUUUAAUGGCGGUCCGACCGGUCGCUUCUGCAAUGGCAAAACUAUGGUCGAUGGGAUUGCUCAACUUUUGGGGCUGCCGUUGAUUCCGGCGUUCUCCGAAUCUCCCGGAGAUCAAGUGCUUCGUGGUGUCAACUACGCUUCCGCAGCCGCCGGGAUUCUCCCUGACACCGGAGGAAACUUCGUGGGGCGCAUACCGUUCGACCAACAGAUUCAUAACUUCGAGACAACGUUAAAUCAGGUUGCGAGCAAGUCCGGUGGUGCAGUGGCCAUAGAGGACUCGGUGGCUCGAAGCUUAUUCUUCAUCGGAAUGGGAAGCAACGACUAUCUCAACAACUACUUGAUGCCUAAUUUCCCUACUCGUAGCCAAUACAACGCCCAACAGUUCGGCGAUCUCUUAGUUCAACAUUACACCAAUCAGCUCACCACACUGUAUAAUCUCGGUGGUCGGAAAUUUGUAGUGGCCGGACUUGGAAGAAUGGGAUGCAUCCCGAGCAUUCUAGCUCAAGGAACCGAUGGUAAAUGCUCGGACGAAGUGAACCAACUUGUUCUUCCUUUCAACACAAAUGUCAAAACAAUGAUCUCUAAUCUCAACCAGAAUCUCCCGGAUGCUAAAUUCAUUUACCUCGAUAUCGCUCAAAUGUUCGAAGACAUCAUUGCUAACCCAACAACUUAUGGUCUUACAACUUUGGACAAGGGAUGUUGUGGGAUAGGUCGAAACAGAGGACAGAUCACUUGUCUUCCCUUUGAGACGCCUUGUCCAAACAGAGAUCAGUAUCUUUUUUGGGACGCUUUUCAUCCUACGGAGAAAGUUAAUCUCAUAAUGGCUAAAAAAGCGUUUGCUGGUGACCGCACUGUCGCGUUUCCUAUCAACAUUCGGGAAUUGGCUAGUCUCAAUUAG
Arabis nemorensis is the source of this 1155-nucleotide messenger RNA. The record is from the annotation of a GenBank genome assembly. NCBI's taxonomy places the organism in Eukaryota, Viridiplantae, Streptophyta, Magnoliopsida, Brassicales, Brassicaceae.